UCACGUCAUUUCAGUCAGCUUUUUGCAAAAGAGGGGCGCCGUUAGCAGAUCUCACACAAAGCACGAGUUUUCUACAGUUUUAUUCGAUUUUUACACAGAAUUUUCAAUAAAAAAUGUUCGGAGGACAACAGCCCAUAUUGGUUUUAAGCCAAAAUACCAAAAGAGAGUCUGGCCGUAAAGUGCAGUUGGAGAACAUAAAUGCCGGAAAGGCUAUUGCCGAUGUUAUCCGCACCUGUUUGGGCCCUCAGGCCAUGUUGAAAAUGCUUAUGGAUCCCAUGGGUGGUAUUGUCAUGACCAAUGAUGGUAAUGCUAUUUUGCGUGAGAUCACUGUACAACAUCCUGCGGCUAAGAGUAUGAUUGAGAUUGCUCGUACCCAAGAUGAAGAAGUUGGCGAUGGUACGACAUCUGUCAUUGUAUUGGCUGGAGAAAUGUUGGCAGCAGCUGAACCCUUUUUGCAACAACAAAUCCAUCCUACUGUCAUUAUCAGAGCCUAUCGAGAAGCCUUAGAAGAUAUUAUCAAGUAUUUGCAAACAGAUUGCAGCAUACUUUUGGAUGUUAACAAUAAGGAAAAAAUGGCCGAGGUUGUUAAAGCCUGUGUUGGCACUAAAUUCAUUGGCAAGUGGUCUAGUUUGGCUGUUAAUAUUGCUUUGGAUGCUGUGAAGACAGUGACUCUAAAUGAAAAUGGCCGUCUGGAGGUUGAUAUUAAGCGUUACGCUAAAGUUGAGAAAAUCCCCGGUGGCUCCAUUGAUGAAUCCUGUGUCCUUAAAGGUGUCAUGAUCAACAAGGAUGUUACACAUCCAAAAAUGCGUCGCCAUAUUGAGGAUCCUCGCAUUGUAUUAUUGGAUUGCUCUUUGGAAUACAAGAAGGGUGAAAGUCAAACAAAUGUGGAAAUUAUUGGCGAACAAGAUUUCACCCGCAUGUUGCAAAUCGAAGAAGAAUUUGUUCAACGUAUUUGUGCCGAUAUCAUUGCCGUUAAGCCCGACAUUGUGUUCACCGAGAAGGGUGUUUCCGAUUUGGCUCAACAUUAUUUGUUGAAGGCCGGUAUUACAGCCAUCAGACGUUUGCGUAAGACUGAUAACUUGCGUAUAGCUCGUGCUUGUGGUGCAACUAUUGUUAACCGUACCGAGGAGUUGACUGAAAAGGAUGUUGGUACCGGAGCUGGUCUCUUUGAAAUUAAGAAAAUUGGCGAUGAAUACUUUACCUUUAUAACUGAAUGCAAAGAUCCCAAGGCUUGCACUAUUCUCUUGAGAGGAGCCUCUAAGGAUAUUCUCAAUGAGACCGAGCGUAACUUGCAAGACGCUUUGCAUGUAGCCCGCAAUUUAGUAUUGGAGCCCCGUUUGGUUGCGGGAGGUGGUGCCAUUGAAAUGGCCUUGUCUCAACGCUUGACCCGCAAACAAUUGAAGGGUCCCUACACAGCAGUAGCCGAAGCUUUGGAGAUUAUACCACGCACAUUGGCUCAGAAUUGUGGCGCCAAUACUAUUCGCACGUUGACUGCUCUGAGAGCAAAACAUGCUUCGCAUUCGGGCGAUGGUGUUUGCCCUUGGGGUAUUGAUGGUGAAACUGGUGAAAUUGUAGACAUGAAUGUUAAGGGCAUUUGGGAACCACUAGCAGUUAAAAUGCAAACAUACAAAACUGCUGUCGAGACUGCUAUUCUUUUGUUGAGAAUCGAUGAUAUUGUCUCCGGAUCUAAGAAGAAGAACAGCGAACCCACAGCUCCAGCUGCAGCAGCUGCUGGUGCAGAAUAAGCAUAUUGCAUUAAAGUAUAAUUUUUGUUUUUAAUUUAAUGUAUUAAAUCAUACAACUUUUUUGCUAUACUCUAUACCAUAAAACACACAUUAACCUUAAUUUACUUUUUCGUUAAAAACCAAAAACACAAGUGAACAACAACAAAUUCAUUAAGCAUUUAUUGCAUAUACAUUGCGUAGUUCUUUGAGAUACUACGCUGCCUACCACUACCCACUACUUAAGUUAAGGCUCUCAAAUCACCUGUUUUUUCGUUAACGCGCUAUAUUUUUCUUCUUAGGUUCCCCUACUCUCAUUAACAUUUAUAAUAAAUCACAAUGAAAAACAAGAA
Molecule: messenger RNA, 2074 nt
Organism: Stomoxys calcitrans (stable fly)
Lineage: Eukaryota; Metazoa; Arthropoda; Insecta; Diptera; Muscidae
Gene: CCT3
Product: T-complex protein 1 subunit gamma
Exons: 4
Coding region: 114-1745 (543 amino acids)
Biological process (GO): protein folding
Cellular component (GO): chaperonin-containing T-complex
Molecular function (GO): ATP hydrolysis activity; ATP-dependent protein folding chaperone; ATP binding
Source: RefSeq, a predicted model, not a curated record